Molecule: messenger RNA, 642 nt
Organism: Fibroporia radiculosa
Lineage: Eukaryota; Fungi; Basidiomycota; Agaricomycetes; Polyporales; Fibroporiaceae
Exons: 1
Coding region: 1-642 (213 amino acids)
Source: RefSeq, a predicted model, not a curated record
AUGUCUGCCCUACGCGCAUUUUCAAAGCAUGCCCGCUCGCUCUCGCGCACGUCCCUAUCUUCGCGUCCGAGCAGUAUAUCCUCCAUCCGCGCGUUCCACUCGCCCUUCAAGUCCCUCUCAGACUCCCCGCUCACCUCUCCCCCCCACCCGUCUUCAACCGUCUCUACGCUGUACGAGAAGCAGCUGGACCACUCUCCCGAUCCCCAGCUCUCUUCUGCCGGCACGCACACCUACGUGGUCUCUGAGCCCGACCCUGCCCACACCCCCUACGAAGUUCCCUAUGGCGCGUACCCCACCUCCGCGCCGUACCAGAACUUCCCCGCCGCCGACGGUGCAGAUGGUGAGGCCCCCCGCACUAGCAGUUCGACUGCCUCAACGAGUCACACCCUUGCUCACCCCCUCACCUCCGCACUCCCGCAGAAUCCUUCGGGCGUUAUGGAGAGCUCAGCUAUUAGACACGGCACCGCGCCUGGGGAGAUGCACCAGCGCGGUGGGAGCCACGGUGGUCUGGGUAUGAUGGAUAUGAUGGGCACGAAGAGCAAAGGCACCCUCGUUGACCGCAAUCCGCCUCCCGACUCCCCCGGAGUUGCAGAGAAGUUCUCAAAGCAGGGCGUUGACAACGCUUGGAAGGAGAGGAAAUGA